CCUUGCCACCUCAGCCGUGCCACUUCGACUACACGAAGAUUACCACGAAGAUGAUGCACUUGUAGUUCAACCAAACCCCCCACCGCCGGCCCUCGGCAAUGUUCUGUCGCGUUUAUGAGAUCUACCUGAUCGGCAAGCCGUUCAACGAAGGCGGUAUCAUUCACGACACGGCACUUCGCGGGGCACCUUACUGUGUACUCCAUCAAUAAAAAUAGACUGGGGACGACUUCGGUCUUAGAAGCAAGUGGAAGCCUUCAUUGGAUCCCUCCGCACGGACAUGUCGCACAUAACACGUCGGCUGCUCUCCAUUACCACUCCUAGACGUUCCUCUGCAGCUGAAGCAUGUUCCGAGCUACUUGAGAGAUUCGACAACAAGCCUGUCUCCAUUCGCAGACAGCUCUUGGAUCGCAACCAGACACAAUUAUUAUCUCUGACACUUGGGCGACCAGAGAUACACAAGGGUGUUUCCAUAGCAGACUCUCCUCCGGCUGAUGGCACACCCUUACCUCCCGGCUACCACCUGGUAUACUUCACUCCUGCCAUCCUCGAGCAGGAUCUCGGUCGCGAUGGAACAGACAGGACCGUGAACCCUAUCGCCCCUUACACCCGCCGCAUGUGGGCCGGCGGCGAGUUGAAAUGGAGUCAAGACCCCUCCUCAUUCCUCCGUGUAGGCCAAACAAUACAGGAAACCACAAAGCUUCUCUCCGCGGUUUCCAAGAAGCUGAAGACAGGUGCCGAUAUGCUCGUCGUCGGCGUGGAGAAGACGUACACGACAGAAGAGGGGGACGUCGCGCUCAUAGACAACCGCAACUGGGUGUUCCAGGAGGAGAUUGUCACGCCCCAAGCACCACCCCCGAGGCCGAAGGAGGAGCCCUUUCCUGAAGGCCGCCAUGCGAGGGACUUUUGCCAGACGGGUGUUACGCUUUUCCGGUUCAGUGCGCUGACGUUUAAUGCACAUAAAAUCCACUAUUCACCACAGUGGUGUCGCGAGGUAGAGGGUCAGAGGGAUAGCGUUGUGCAUGGGCCAUUGAAUCUCAUCAAUAUUCUGGACUUCUGGAGGGACACCGCGAGGGGAAGUGAGGAGGGUGCCAUACCGAGGAGUAUCAGUUAUAGGGCUAUGUCUCCGUUGUAUGUGGGGGAGAAAUAUAGGUUGUUGUUGGAAAGGACGACUGGUAAGGAAGAGAAUGGAGGUUGGAAAGCGACGAUUUGGGAUAGCUUUGGGAAGCGGAGUCUGAAGGGCGCGAUUGAAGAGUGAGUGGUCAUCUCCAGCCCAUUUGAAUUGGUGGAUCCCACAAGUCCGUUCCUGAUGGAGGUUCUAACCCUAUGACAUCUAUUUGUUCUCGGUGCCGGCAGGCUGAAUACAGAUUGUUCUCUUCCCACU
Westerdykella ornata is the source of this 1381-nucleotide messenger RNA. RefSeq lists its product as uncharacterized. Gene Ontology annotation, cellular component: mitochondrion. Gene Ontology annotation, molecular function: (3R)-hydroxyacyl-[acyl-carrier-protein] dehydratase activity. The record is from RefSeq and is a predicted model, not a curated record. Bases 278 to 1255 code for a protein of 325 amino acids. The transcript has a single exon. Lineage: Eukaryota; Fungi; Ascomycota; Dothideomycetes; Pleosporales; Sporormiaceae.